AACAAAACCCUCUCCCUCCUCUUCUCUCAUCCCUCCAUUACGCGUUUCAAGCCAAAAUCACAGCAAUCUCCAUCUUGACCACCAUAAUCAUCAUCAGCAGCACAAGGACCUCCUGGUUGAGACUUUUCACUGUAACAAGAUCCUCAAAGAUUUGAUCGAAGAAGUUUCCAUCGAGGGAUCGGACCCAGUUUGGAUUCUUGAGAGGGAUGGGGAUUGGAGUAAGGAGCAGCUCUGGGCUGUGGUUGUGCUGCUGUUGGAGGAAGAGAGAGUCGAAGAAGCGAUUCAGGUGUUUCAUUCGUGGAAAAACAAAGAAACAUCUCGAAUCGCUGGUGCCAACUACACCAAAAUCAUACAUCUGUUGUGUGAAAGAAAUUACAUGGAAAGAGCACUCUCAACCCUCCAUGACAUGGAGGAGCAUUGUGUUGUCCCUUCUUUGCCAAUCUACAAUGAUAUAAUUCAUGGAUUUGCGAGAAAGAAAGAGUUUGAUAAGUCAAAAAACAUGCUGAGUAAAAUGGUAGAGGCUGGUUUGCUGCCUACACCCGAAACAUAUAAUGGGCUAAUUCGAGCUUAUGGAGAUUAUAAAUUGUAUGAUCAGAUGAGUAAGUGUGUGAAGGAGAUGGAAUCAAAAGGAUGUUUUCCAAAUGAGGUUACCUAUAAUUUUUUACUUGAAGAAUAUGCUCGAGGAGGACUUUUUGAAAGAAUGGAAAGAUUGUAUAGAACUCUCCAAUCAAAAAGAAUGAACUUGCAGCCUCACGCUUUGCUCACAAUGCUGGAGGCUUAUGCUGAUCUGGGGAUCUUGGAAAAAAUGGAGAAAAUGUUCCGCAGAUUUUUGCAUUCAGAAGCAUAUAUGAAGGAAAAUCUAAUAAGAAAGUUGGCUAUGGUUUACAUAGAGCAUCAUCGGUUUGUUCGGUUGGAAGAGUUUGGGAAUGAGAUCAGUUCCAGAACUGGUAGAACUGAUAUUGUUUGGUGCAUUCUCCUCCUUGCUUCUGCUUGUCUCUUGAGCCGAAAGGGUGUAGAAUCUGUUGUUAGGGAAAUGGAUACGGCAAAAGUUGAGUUUAUAUUAACCCAUACAAAUAUUCUUGGGCUGUUUUAUCUUAAAAUCAAUGACUUCAAGGCUUUAAAUGGCGCACUUUCUCGGAUUGAAAUGCACAAAUUGAAACCCGAUAUGGUGACUUUUGGAAUUCUUUUUGAUGCUUGUAAGAUUGGGUAUAAUGGCAUCCGUGUGUUGGAAGUAUGGAAAAGAAAUGGUUAUCUAGAAAGAGCGGUGGAAAUGAACACGGAUCCUCUAGUUUUGGGUGCUUUUGGCAAAGGGUCUUUCAUCAGGAAUUGUGAGAAGACAUACUCCUCUCUUAAAUAUAAAGGGAAAGAAAGAAAAUUAUGGACUUAUGGGAAGCUAAUCAGCUUAGUUUUCGGAGGGAGAAAAGAUGGACAAGAUAAUCUAUUGCAAGCUGGAAAGAGAUGAAGGAAAGUCUCAUGUAUGUACCAAACAUUAUAUUUUUCUUUAGGGCAUGUGAUCUCUUCCUUAGCUAGUAAAUGUCUUAUAUGGUCAAUAGUUGGACACUUUCGAGAAAAGAAGCUGCAUUGAAGCUAUAAAUGAUUGAUCAGGAUUCAGCACAGACUGAAGGAGGAGCCGUAGAUGCAUAUAACUGAUGAUCUUGAGUAAGCUGAUUCUACUUCCAGCUAUCUUUGUUUCAUUGAUGUCCUAUGCAAUAACUAUUUUCUGUUGUUUAUGUUAUUAAGCCUUUUUUGCCGGUAUGAAUUUGUAUUGGCUUCUAGGAGCUAACAUCACUAGAAAAUUAUCAGGCUUGGCCGUUUUCCAGUUUUAUGUAAAAUUCUCUGAAUUGUGAAACAUAGUCUUCUUACCAAAACAUCUAUCAAACAGCCGCAUCUUUGUUAAACAAAAGUUGCAUUCCGCAUAUUUGUUAAACAAAAGUUGCAUUCUCAAAUAUAAAAAAGAAACUAUUUCUUCUUGAUCUGAAAACACAAGGGGGGAAGAAAAGCUAUAUGUCAAAAUUAAACUAUUGGGAAUGCUAAUUUUCCGUUUUGCACAAGUUACCUUCACCAUGAAUGUUUAUUAUAACAGGAGAUUGAGUUUUGAGUCCAGUGUAAGAAUGCUAGAGAAACAUGGGCAACUAAUCUGAUGAUACUUGAUUUCUACUUGUAAACUUCAGAAUCGUAGUUCUUUUACUACUAUGGCAUUUACUUCUUUAGCGUGCUAUUCAGUUUAUUAUUAUUAUUAUUACAUGUAUACUUGUUUGAAGGCAAGACCGACUAAAUAAUUUUCCUCCUUCUGGGCAGUGAAGAUCAUUAAACAAAUUAUAGUCCGUGAAGCAAGUUCUAUGUUAAGCAUUUAAGAGACAUUUAAAUUUAUUAAUGUUCCUCAAGGCAUCGUCAGGCUCAGCUGAUCAGGAUAGGCUCAUAGGCAAACAUCAGGAAUUACUUACUCCAAGCCCCUACAUACAUAGAACAAUUAUAGUUUAUGAUUCUCAUUUGUGUUGGUUUGUUGAUCUUGACCGUAUCCAGAUACUAUCAUGGUCAACGUCUUUCACCUCAAAAUGGUAUGGUUCAAAGCUCUCCUGUUUGGUGUUACAGUAUGUUGUCAAGUAUUGUAACUAUUGCUUUCUUUUUAAGGGAGUCCAUCAUGUAACCAUAUCUUUAAGAUUCUCACCUCCAUAGAAUCUGUAAGAAAAUUUGUGGUGCUUCAGGUAAAGUGUUGAUGAAUGAAUUAGUGUCCUAUGUGGUUUGGUAUAGAUGGUAACUCAUUCACAGUAGUUCAAGUCUAACAUGGUCAAAAUUAGUCCUCUUCUCAAUGAUAAAUUUUGCAAUUUACCUCUAAUAGGAAACAAAUACUGAACGUACAAAGCUAUCACAUUGAUGAUUUCUAAAUACAGGUUAUAAGCUUUUUGACAUUAUUCUCCUUAAACAUGAAAAUUUUCUUAGUAGAUAAAAUAUAUAACAAUGAGUUGAGCUGGUCAGAAUAUGUGGUAUUUGCUUUGGGAGUCUAAGAGACUGAUAUUGAAGUUUAAAGAGUAAAAUGUACACUAUUGAUACAAAGUGUUAAUAUUUAAAAGAAACAAUCAGUUACCUGGAAAGCUCUUCAUAUAAUAUGACUUCAGUUAUAGGAAAACAUGUACAGCUAGAUCUCUAAUAUCGUGUAAUAGCUAAUGGAAGACCUUGCAAGCUAUGCACCUGUUAAUUCAUAUUAAACUUGCUGUUAAAAGCUAGUCUUGAUUAAUGAAAGCUCAAGCUUGGAUCCUAGCUUGAAGUAACUAAUGGAAGAAGACUUGAAUUAGUCAUGCUACUCCUGUUUAUGACGUCAUGCAUAGUGGACGAGCAUCUGUAUGCAAAUCUUUGUAACAACAAACUAAUUCAAAUAACACUUUACUUUGGUAAAUCAGUCGGAUAAUAUUAAAUGCCUUAUUAUAAUCUUUGUGAGAUAGAAGGCUGGUGCCUUGAAAGCGGAAGGGUUGAACAUUUCAAUGUACUAUAUGUAAUAUAUCAUGCCUAAUGUGAUACAAACACCAUGUCCUCUUUUGGCAGUAACAACCCAAACAAAUGCCAAGCAACAUAGCCCUAAUGUUUUCAUCAAUUGAUUUGUCUUCAUCUUGCUUGCACUUGUUAGAUCUCGGCCUGCAAUCUUCCAUAUCAAAUCCACGUAUCUCUGUGGAAGUGUUUGUUUUUAUGUUUGCAGAAGAUGUCCUCUCAGAAGAAGGCACCCGUGUUUAUAUCAGUUUAUGUGGUGAAGCCUAGGCGGUCAACUGAUCGUUGGAGGCCCUACCAUCACCACCACCAUCACUAUCACCACGUUCACCAUCAUCAACGUGGUGGUUAUGAUCGGAAGGCUGAGCUUCUUCAGUAUUGCCAACGGUUGAGGACCAAUGCCCACCGUGAACAAACACCUUCCACCCCCAAAACCAGCUCCAAGCUUACUUCUAACAAGAUUAUUCCACUGCAUCGCAACCCAAGUAUUCGAAGGAACCCGACGUGCUUAGGGAAUUGGAAGAGGUUGCUGAUACCGGGAUUCAUUCUGAGACCAGGUGUUAUCUUCAGAAGGAAAAAGGAGAAGAAGAUGACAGUCAAGAAGAUGAGUGAUUCUAUGGGAAACACAAUGCAUCUAAUUGCAAAGAACAUAAGGGCUGAGAAGCAGCAGGGAUUUGUUAAGAAGCUUCUCUCCAAUUUUAGAAGACGUAAAUGAUCAUAUUGUGAUUUGAUGGAUGAAAUUGAUUUGGUUAUAAUGUAACAUGAUUUGUGUGCGAGUUGCUUUAUAAACUCCCGAUAAAAAAAUUUAGG
Molecule: messenger RNA, 4290 nt
Organism: Asparagus officinalis (garden asparagus)
Lineage: Eukaryota; Viridiplantae; Streptophyta; Magnoliopsida; Asparagales; Asparagaceae
Product: pentatricopeptide repeat-containing protein At4g14190, chloroplastic
Exons: 5
Coding region: 377-1462 (361 amino acids)
Molecular function (GO): protein binding
Source: RefSeq, a predicted model, not a curated record